Penicillium subrubescens is the source of this 996-nucleotide messenger RNA. RefSeq lists its product as uncharacterized. Lineage: Eukaryota; Fungi; Ascomycota; Eurotiomycetes; Eurotiales; Aspergillaceae. Bases 1 to 996 code for a protein of 331 amino acids. The transcript has 2 exons. Gene Ontology annotation, molecular function: oxidoreductase activity, acting on the CH-OH group of donors, NAD or NADP as acceptor. The record is from RefSeq and is a predicted model, not a curated record.
AUGACAGGGCAACUUAUUUUCAUCACCGGUGCAACCGGCUUUAUCGGCAGUGCUACGGCUCUUGCUGCUCUGAAAGCAGGUUACCGACUACGAGUAGCCGUUCGAAAGCCAUCAGAGAAGCUCCAGGCCUUGGUGUCUGAGUACGGCCAGCAGGUUGAAUACGUCACCGUACCCGAUUUAACAGACGAAGCAGCGUUCCACGGAAAGCUGGAUGGAGUGGACUACGUUCUGCACCUUGCCUCCCCUCUCCCUGGAGGCACAGACAAGAAGGAUUACUUCGUUCCCGCUGUCAAAGGGACAACAGCCUUGCUGAAGGAGGCGGAUCGGGUUGCAAGUAUCAGGAAGGUGGUGGUCACAUCGUCCGUGGUCUCUUUCAUUCCGAUCAAUGGACUCCCGGAAGGGGGUGUCAUCAAAGAGGACAAUGACUGGGAUUUCAGCGUGGACGAAGAUGCAAGCUUCGAGGAUCCCAAAAACCCAGGCCGCACACCUUUCACGCUCUACCACGCAUCAAAGCUGCUCUCCAACAACGCCACCUGGAGCUUCUGGGAGAAGGCAAAGCCGCACUACUCACUGGUGUCGAUUCACCCAACCUACGUGAUUGGGCAUAACCUAGUGCAAUCGUCUUCGAAGGAUUUUGGUUCCAACGGUAUCCUUUGGGGUCCUAUCAUGACUGGCACGCUUAGUGGGCCGAGUUUUGGAGUUCAUAUCGAGGAUGUCGCCGAGGCACACAUCAAGGCUCUGGAUCCGAGAAUUCCUGAUGGUUCAAAGUACCUAGUGGACGGUGACAGAAUCACUUGGAAGGAGGUGGCUCAAAUCGUGCACAGAGAUUAUCCAAAUGUUGGCGCCAAAAUUAGUCUGGAGGCUGAGGGGGGAGCUCCACCAGUCGACACCAGCAAAGCAGAGAAAGAACUUGGGAUGAAAUGGCGCUCUUGGGAGCAGAUGAUUCAUGAGUUGAUGGAUCAGCAGCUCAGCUUUGUCAAUAAGCCGGCUGUCUGA